AGAAAAGCAGAAAUCUGAAGCCAAAGACAGAAAAGUUCUGGAAAUUUUACAAGUCAAGGAUGUUAAAAUACAGGAGCUGGAGCAGCUUUCAUAUAUCUUCCAGUCGUUUGGAGAGGACUUAAUAAGGAAAAGAUACUGAAAUAUAAAAUGAAUAGAUGUUUAGAGAUUUGAGCAUCAUUGUUAUACCAGAGAUAGAAUAAAGACUGAAUCAGUCCUAAGACAGGAAAUAAAUGACCUUGUAAAACAGAAGACUAUGGUUGAUGAAGAAAAUGUGUUCUUGAGGAAAAAAUUCAGUGAUUUACAGAAGAAAUUUAAAGAUAAAAGCCAGGAAGUUAAGGACACCAAGGAGUGUGUACAGAAUAAAGAAGAGCAAAACAGGCUGUUUAUAAAAAACCUGGAGGAGGAAAAUGAGAAAUUACGUACACGCUGCGCUGACCUGCUAAAUGACCUGGAGAAACUGAGGAACCAGGAAGCACACUGGAGAAAAGAAAAACACAGUGCGGAGGCGAAAGUAAAGGCCUGUGAAGACAAUUUAAUUGAAGCACAGAAAGAAAUUGAGUUAUCACAGAGCAAAUAUAAUGCUCUGUCACUACAGUUGAGUAACAAACAGACUGAACUUCUCCAAAAAGAUACGGAUAUUACACUCGUCAGGAAAGAGUUGCAGGAGCUGCAGAAUCUGUACAAGCAGAACAGUGCACAUACAGCACAGCAAGCUGAGCUGAUCCAGCAGCUCCAGGUUCUCAAUAUGGACACACAAAAAGUACUCAAGAAUCAGGAGGAUGUUCACCUGGCUGAAAGUAUAUCAUACCAAAAGCUUUAUGAUGAAUUACAUAUUUGUUUUGAAACUACAAAAUCAAAUGAAGCUAUGCUUCGACAAAGUAUUGUUGAUCUUCAGGACCAACUGUUUCAAAAAGAACAAGAAAAUAUAAAACUAAAAGAAAAACUUAAGGAAUCACAAGGAGCACCCUGUCCAUUACCUCUAGAAAGUGAUUUGAAUCACUCAGCAAAGUUGUCUCAACAGCCAUCGUUAUCAGGCUUGGAAACAUUGAUGGUCUCACAGAAGUCUGAAAUCGAGUGUUUACAGAAGGACCUGAGAGUGGCAAAUGAAAAGUUACUGGAGAGUAGACCUCCUGCCCAGAGUUUCUCAGGGAAGAGUGCUGACAGAAAACGCAAGGAACCACCUGUGAAACGCUCAAGGUCUUUGUCCCCAAAGAGCACUUUCCUGGAUUCAGAGGAGCUAAGGAAGCUGAAACAAGCUGAAAGAAAGAUUGAAAACUUAGAGAAGACACUACAGCUAAAGAGCCAAGAAAAUGAUGAGCUAAGAGAUGCCCAUGAAAAACGCAAGGAAAGGCUACAGAUGUUACACACCAACUACAGAGCAGUAAAAGAGCAAUUAAAACAGUGGGAAGAAGACAGUGGCAUUAGGACUGAAACUAGAAAAGUGAAGCGAGCACAUCCUCAACAACUUCGACAGGAGGACUCAGAUGCCAUGUGGAAUGAGCUGGCGUAUUUCAAAAAGGAAAACCGAGAGUUGAUGGUGCAAAAGCUGAAUCUUCAAGAUGAAUUGGAUGAGCUUAAAGUACAUAUGUCUAUUGAUAAAACAACAAUACACGAAUUGAAUAGGUGCAUGGCAGAGAAAAGAGAAGAACAAGUCUUUAGACACCAUGAAGAUGCUGGGGUCAAGAAGAGUACUCCAGAGAAGAAUGAGAAAGCAAUACCAGAGCAGACAUUGCAGAAGGUCAUUGAGUUGGAAGAUCGGCUAAAGUCUUUUGAGAAAAAGUCAAGAAAAUUAAAAGAGGGGAAUAAGAAAUUAAAGAAAGAAAAUGAUUUCCUGAAAUCCCAGUUAAAGCACUAUCAAGAAGAUUCCGAGGUGAGAGAAAGAGAGCUAGAGCACCUUCUGAAGGUGAGUAAAGAUGUAGAAGACGACAGAGGUGAACUUGAGAGCAAAAUCACUGAGCUGGAGAGGGAAGUCACCACCCUGAGGAAACAGGUGGCAGACACUAAGGCUUUGAGAAAUGAAAAGGAAGAGGUGGUGAGUCCAGGGCAGAAAGUGCACCAUCCCACAGACCAAGCUAAAUGUGCAAUGGCCACCGCAGAUGGGAGAGCCCGGCAGUGUGACUGCAAGACAACCACUACCAAGGUGAAAUUGAAAGCUGCCAAGAGAAAGAUCUCUGUGGGUCGCCACCACACUGUUCUCAAUCACUCCAUCAAGGUUAUGAGCCACUUUGAGAACCUCAGCAAGGACGGCUGGGAAGAUGUGAGUGAAGGCAGCAGUGAUUCUGAGACACACUCUCAGAAUUUGGGAACAAUUAUUGUGGAAACAUCUGAGAAGAUAGGCCCUAUAGAAGACGGUGGAGACCAGAAAGAAACUGAAGAAACAGAAGACAGCAGUGCCCAGCAAAGGGCAGUGCAGACAGACCCACAGGAGGAGGGCAAGGCCUUAAAGGAUAUUUCUCAUUGUAAGAAUACCAAGAAAAUGGCUUUUCAAAAGAAAAGUGGAAGCAUGCAGAAGAGUUUACAUACAGUGGUUCCUGCCAGAGUUAACAGAGAAAAGUACAAAAAUAUACCUGCCCAAAAAUCCAGUAGCAACACUGUUUUAUUACGAGAACGGAUUAUAGCCUUACAGCAGCAAAACAGUUUGCUUCAUAAUGCCAAGAAAACAGCAGAGUCAUGUGCUAAGGAAUAUAAAGAAGCAAACGAGAAACUCCUCCAUCAACAGCAGAUAUCUGAUCAACGAUUUCAGACCAGCAGACAGACAAUAAAGAAGUUAACUCUUGAUUUGGCUGGACUUCGAAAAGAAAAAGAAGAUUUGCUGAAGAAAUUGGAGUCUUCAUCUGACAUCAUGAACUUGGCUGAAGAAGUUUCUAGAGUAAUGGCCCCACAGAUACAAGUUACCACACUGGGUCCUUCAAGAAGCAUGGAUUUGGAAAUGAAGCAAUUACAGUGUAAACUAAAGAAUGCAACUAAUGAACUCACUAAGCAAACAUCAAAUGUGAAGUCUCUGAAACUGGAACUCCUAGCAAAAGAAGAACACAUAAAGGAGAUGCAUGAAAAGAUGUCUCGGUUGGAGAGAGAUAUUACCAUGAAAAGACACCUGAUUGAAGACUUGAAAUUUCGACAGAAAGUGAAUUCAGAAAGUAAUGAGAAUUUUAAUGAAAUGUUAGAAAGUCUUGAAAAAAAGGUGAAGGCAUUAACUGAAGAAUGUUCCAACAAGAAGGUAUCAGUUGAUUCACUAAAGCAAAGACUUAAUGUUGCUGUGAAAGAGAAGUCACAGUAUGAACAGAUGUAUCAGAAAACUAAGGAGGAGUUAGAAAAAAAGGAUCUCAAGCUGAGUCUCCUCGUAUCAAAAGUGAACGACACAGAGGCAGCGAUGACAAGGAUUGAGACAGCCGCAGCGGAGCAGCUCCAGGGCUUAGCGCUGCAGAGUGAGCAGGUCCUGGGAGCUGCGCAGAGGAAACUGGGGGCAGCCAAUGAAAAGAUCGACGAGUUCCUCAUCUUUGUGAAGGCUUUGGUCAAAGAGUUACAAAGUGAUGUCCAUAGGACCAGACAUCGAAUCAGGGAGCUUAAGAAGAUGCAGAAAGGCAGACAUGCUUGUAAAACCUCAACCCAUAAAGCCCAAACCUUGGCAGCAUCCAUCCUGAACAUUUCACAAUCAGACCUGGAGGAAAUACUGGACACAGAAGAUGAAGUGGAAAUUGAAAAGACAAAGAUAGAUGCUGAAAAUGACAAGGAAUGGCUGUUGUAUAUUCAGAAACUUCUUGAAGGACAGCUUCCUUUUGCCUCAUAUUUACUCGAAGCAGUACUGGAAAAAAUAAAUGAAAACAAGAAACUAACUGAAGGAUAUUUCACAGUUAUGAAAGACAUUAGAUAAUGUUAUAGAUACAGUUCAAGCAUGAGCAUUUCAUGUGCUGUGGUUGUAAACAGUCCAGAACAGUAUCUACUCCAGUUAUCAAUGGGUGGCUUCAAUAUCAAAAUAAAUUUCUGAAACUAAUUGAUUCCUGAACAAGUGACCCUAACUAAGUGCUUAGCCACUUAAAAGGAGAGUCUAGCAUUUGGUUGUUGGAUAUAAAUACUGUCACAAAUACAAAUUAAAAGUGAUUUUCCUCCAGUACAGAGAAAGAAGCUUGAACAAGUUUGUUACAUACACAUUGGUCUGAGUAUAAAAAGAAAAAGGCGUAAAUAAAGAACUUAAUAUUCUAAAUUUUAUAUGCAAACUAGGCUUUUACAUAAAACUGUUAUAAAUGGCCCUUUGUGAUCCAGUGAAUAACAUAUUUGUGUGGUGAGAAAAUAUAAAGUAAAUUAUCCUAACAUUAUCCUAACAUGAAUGAGGAGCAUUGAAUGAAGCUAUUAUGUGGUUCAUUGUGCCUAUUCUCAUUGACAUACUGGAUUAUACAGAAGAUACUUUGUUUUUCUAGAACUGUCUGGCAAAAAUAAAAAAAACAUUUUCUCUUCCUUUCUCUCCUUAUACAGUCAUAUAAAUGAACAAGGGCAGGACACCGGUGUCUAAUGUUGGUGGAGACCUAGCCAAGCUCCUACCAUCGUUACCUAAUUACCAAUGCCUUCUCACCAUGACAGACCAUUGCAUUUGGUUCCUGAAUUCCCCCCUCACCACACUUCCUCCCUGUGUUCUUGCCAUACACCCUUGGUGUCUCUGAGUCACUGAACUUUGGCCUCCACACUUGAUGUAGGUGUCCUGUCUUUGCAGAAUGCUCUGUGUGUAGCUUUACUCAAACAUGUCUUUUUCUCAUUAUUCAGGUUCAGUUUAUCAGUUCCCUCUUAGACAUAUUCUCUGAAUAUCUUACUGUUUACAUGAAAUCAUCUAUUUUAAAUGUGGUCACUUCUUUGUUUAUGGUUUAUUCUCAUUUUUUUCCUUAGAAUGUAGAUUCCAUGAAAUUAAGGCAGGGGUUGGCAAAUUAAGGCCCAUAGCCAAAUCUGGCCUGCCACCUACUUUUAUAUGGUCCACAGACUAAAAAAUUUUUUACUUUAUUAAACUGUUUUGAAAACAAUACUUUGUAGCAUGUAAAAUCAUAUGAGAUUUAAUUUUACUGUCUUAUCAAUAAAGAUUUAUUGAAAUUU
Peromyscus maniculatus bairdii (prairie deer mouse) is the source of this 5076-nucleotide messenger RNA. RefSeq names its product centlein (gene Cntln). Gene Ontology annotation, cellular component: centriole; centrosome. The record is from RefSeq and is a predicted model, not a curated record. NCBI's taxonomy places the organism in Eukaryota, Metazoa, Chordata, Mammalia, Rodentia, Cricetidae. Gene Ontology annotation, biological process: protein localization to organelle; centriole-centriole cohesion.